This is a messenger RNA of Coffea eugenioides, 1419 nucleotides long. RefSeq names its product UBP1-associated protein 2C-like. The coding region runs from base 97 to 1152 and encodes 351 amino acids. Gene Ontology annotation, molecular function: RNA binding. Lineage: Eukaryota; Viridiplantae; Streptophyta; Magnoliopsida; Gentianales; Rubiaceae. The transcript is spliced from 7 exons. The record is from RefSeq and is a predicted model, not a curated record.
GAGCGGGCGAGCGAGCGGGCGGGCGAAGCAAAAUCAAGACUUUCCUUGAGGCAGAAAAUAAGAGGGAAAGAACCAAGUGGAGGGGAGGAUAAACUGAUGGAGGAGAUAAAGAAGCGAAAGCUGGAGGAAUUGGGCAACGGAAAAUUCGAUCUGAAUUUAUCACAACCCACUUCGCUGACUUUAUCUCUGUCUUCCUCUUCAUCUGCAUCACUAGAAGAGCUGCGCACGCUGCUUGAACCUCUAGCCAAGCCUCAACUGACUGACCUCCUAGUCAAACUAGGGUUCCAAUAUCCUUUUAUUGCUGAAGAAAUUAGAAGUGUUGCAAGAGCAGAUCCAGCCCUUCGAAAGCUUUUUGUUCGUGGUUUAUCCUGGAAUACUACUUCAGAGACCUUGUGUGCUGCAUUUGAAGAGCAUGGGGAAAUUGAAGAGGGUGCUGUGAUAGCUGACAAAGCUACAGGAAAAUCACGUGGCUAUGGUUUCAUCACAUACAAAGACAUGGAGUCAGCUCAGAGAGCUUUAAAAGCACCAAGCAAAAUUAUUGAUGGUCGCAUGGCUGUCUGUAACCUAGCCUGUGAGGGCUUGAGCAGCUCCAGCACUACACCUGAUCAGGCCCAGAGAAAGCUCUAUAUUGGUAGUUUGUCACCGGAAACUACCAGUGAAUUGCUACUGAGCUUCUUUGCAAAGCACGGUGAGAUAGAAGAAGGUUCAGUGGCAUAUGACAAGGAAACAAACAGAUCACGUGGUUUUGGCUUUGUUACUUUCAAAACUGUGGAAGCUGCAAAGAGAGCUAUAGAUGAUCCACAAAAGAUGCUUGGGGGAAGAAAUAUAACUGUGAAGCUUGCUGAUAACCACAAAGGCAAAGUUAUGCACACACAGUUACCAUCACCAAUUGUUCCAGUACCAGUUGGUUUGGCUUCUGCAUACCCUCCCCCUCAUAAUGUUCAUUCUGGCUCUGGAAAUCCGGUUGGAUAUGCUUAUCCUCAACCAUUGGCAGCAUAUCCUGGUACUGCAUACUCAAGUCCACCUGUAGUAGGAGCUGGUGCAUACCCAGGCCAACCACAGACUUCGUAUCCCCAGUUUGGUCAUAAGAAAGAUCCUCCAACUCCACCUUCAGCACUAGGAGGGUACCCGUAUUACAUGCCAAAGCAAUGAUUAUAACCUCAUUGUUCUCAGGAGCUUAGGUUAUUGCAUUUGAGAAAGGAGCAAACUUGGAUGAGGAUAUGCAAAUUAAAUGUUUUAUUGUUGCAGCACCUAAUUAUUGUAAUGGACAAAUUUUUUGUAGUUGUAGAUGUUAUAAGGAUGCCAUGUUACAGGUGGCAGAUUUAAUCUCUGUAUCUAUCUUAGCUUGAUAAAGACGUAGCUGUCCUUGGUUUUGUCUGAUUUUCUUCCUCCAAUACAACUCGAUUUGUUUUGUCUGCU